Messenger RNA from Dendroctonus ponderosae (mountain pine beetle), 4938 nucleotides. RefSeq lists its product as uncharacterized. The transcript has 17 exons. The record is from RefSeq and is a predicted model, not a curated record. Gene Ontology annotation, molecular function: metal ion binding. NCBI's taxonomy places the organism in Eukaryota, Metazoa, Arthropoda, Insecta, Coleoptera, Curculionidae. Bases 131 to 3103 code for a protein of 990 amino acids.
UAUAAAGUUCUCUGUUCUAAAAGGCUUGUUGUUUGAUUUCUUAUCAGAGACAAUUUUGUCUCUGUUCUGAUUAGUGAAUGUGUUUGUAGUGUUUCAUGUUUUCUGUUAAUGCAACAAUUCAGUUCUUAAGAUGUCGGCAAAAUAUGCUAGAAGGAUAAGACAAUACCUAGAUGAUCUUCACGAUGAGCGAGAUGAUUUGUUCAAGAAUGUAACGAGGCUCAUUAAUAUUGCUGAUCAGCAAGUUCAUAAAAUAUUGGAAUCCGAAGUCGUCGCGGAAAAAGAGACUCUUCAAACUUUCCUCAGGAAAAUAUUGCUUGUGUUUUCGGAAGUUAACAAUUCAGUGGUGAAAACUCUCGAAGCCUGCCCUUUCCGGGAAAACCUUCCAGCUAUAGUAGAAGACCAAACGCAAACCGAUACCGAUGCGGAUUUAAAAGACUAUUUAAAAGAAAAUUACACUGCAAGGGAAAGUGGUAUAAUUGCGUCUGCAGGCCCAAAGCUAUCGAACACCCAAGUUCUUAAUGACUCAUACAUGAGAAAACCAUUAAAUGACACUACUCUGAAAGUUAUAUGUUCCACUAUUCUUAAUAACAGCCAGAUUACUCAAAAACAUGAAGAAAUCCCGAAAGAUAAUGGCAGUGAGGUAGCCUGUAUGAAUACUAAUGAAAUGGAAAUCGAAUCGACAGAACAGAUGAAUAUUGCUACUAACCCUUGUCUAGGUUCGCCAAUAUCUUCGCAAACGGCCGAAUAUGCUUCUGCCGCCAGUGAAGCACACCCUCUGAUGAAAGUUAAUCCUCCAGCUAAAAUUCCUAAGAAAUAUGACACCAGAGACAUGGAUCAGAUCAAAGAAAACAUGAUGUAUUUUAGUAGGAAGAUGGGGUUUCAUUCGGAGGACUUUUUUAGUUCAGCAAAUCAGUUUGAUAAAUCAUAUGCAGUCAGCCACUAUCAAGAUCCAUCUGAUAUCUUGGUCCCAACUGAUAGACCAUCACGCAUUAAUCAUGAACAAGUACGAGCCGAUAAUAGGAAUGAUGCAAAUAACAUGCCGCAAAGUGAAAAUCCUACACAUUUGAAUAAUGGAGCUACUAUACAAAUAGAUAGUUUACCAAAUCCUGAAAACUCAGUUGGCCCUUCUGCAUCUACAGGUGCCAUAAGAAAGCCAAUGAGUACACAAAGGCAUCCCGUUGAUAUACCAGAAGCUCGCACCAAAAGUGCUGAUCAUUUAUCUUGUGCGAUCCAGUCGGGUCUAAGUUAUAAUUUAAAAGUUACUUCCUGGUUGUCAAAUGGGCAAAUAUAUCCAGAUGCUAUCGAUCCAGGAAAUGGGAACGCGAUAGAGAAACUACGAAGGAUCGAACGGCUGGAUCAAAAUCAAGAAGCCAGAAACGCGGCAAGAGCGAAUUUGCCCGAUUUGAAAUUCGUAGAAGUGAAAGUUCCCAAAGUUAUCAAAAACAAUCUGAACUCGCAAACAUCUUCAGCCAGUACUUCUAAAGCUUCCGAACCCAAGACGAAAGUGAAAGAUCUGAAUCAAGAAAGAAAUCUUGACGAAGGACCAAAAAUGGAAGUGCCCACAGUCGACGAAAAAUGUGUUUUUACACAUAUAAUUUCACCUUCGGAAUUUUACAUACAAACGCUGACUGAUAUUCACAACCUCCAAUUGGAUCUGAUCUCUUGUGCUUUAUUUGACAAGUACAACGGCAGUAAAUGCAGGUUUAGCUCUAAGCAAAAUGCUUUAGCAAAGUUGGGAAAAUUUUGUUGCGGGAUAUGUUGUGAUUCGCCACACGAUUGGUUCAGAUUCAAGGUGUUAGAUUGGAAAAUGGAUAGUACAUGUGAUGAAGUGGAAGUACAAUCUUUAGAUUAUGGGUUUAAAAGAACCUUAUCUUAUACAAAUCUGAGAGAAUUACCAUCGAAAGUCGCUCGUAUACCUGCGCUGGCAGUGAAAUGCCACUUUCCUUUCCUGUAUCCUGCAGGAUCAACGUACUCACAUAGAUUAACUGAAUGGCCAUCGGAGGUAAUGCAAGCUCUUUUUGAAAUAGCUAAUAUAAGUCGCAAUCCGACAGAAACACUCAACCCUACUAUAUUUGUGAUAGUAUUUUCACAUCUAGAUAAUGAUUCUUUCGCGGUGGACUUAGGUUACUUCAACGAAUUAACAGACGUCACCCUCGGAACGCUGCUGAUAGAUAUGGAAUUAGCAAAGGAAAUAAUAGACGAUUAUGCAGAUUAUGAGGAAUUGGGCGAAUUUUUGGACGAUAUCGAUGAACUGGAACAAGCUGAAAAUUUGAACGAAUUUAUUUGGGGUUUUGAUGCCAAAGACGAAAAGCGGAUUUGUAGAUUUACCAGAAACGACGGAAGUUGCUACAAAGGAAAGAACUGCAGGCUUGAACAUAUUAUGUUGAAAGAUGGUUACACUACUGACAAAUCAGCUAUAUUUUACACGGCUAUAAACGAUCCAGAAUUUCCCAAAAAAUUCGAGACUGUAGUUGUUUCGGUGACUUUAUAUAUUGAUUCGUGUAGCUACAUAGUGCAAGUGAUAAAAAAUCCUAUUAAACUAAAUGAUACCCAUAUUGUGAUGGAUCGUUCGGUAUCAGAAUUAAUGAACGUAAUAAACCAUCCAAAGAAAAUAAGCAAAUUCGAACAUUUUAAAGGCUACCCAAGCAAGGGUGAAAUUAUUUUAGCAAUGCAUCCGACUGCGAAGAAAUGGAUGAGAGUGCGUGUUAAUGCAGUUAAAAAUAAUUUUAGAGAAGUUUCUAUGGAGGUUUGUUCUGUAGAUUUUGGAGAUCACUUUUUGGUGAAUAUUAAAAACACCAGAGUCAUGCAGGAGCAAUUUAUGCAUCUUCCAUUUCAGACAUUUCAGAUAUACUUGGAUAACUACCAGCACCGAGCUGGAUGUGAUGAUAGUAAAGCCAAAGAAUUCUUUAAUAGACAUAUCGGAUACAGAACGUUCAAGGCGCAUAUAAAAAAUGCCAUGCCACCCUUUAAAGUCUCGUUAACUACUUUUAAGGAUUGUGAAAUUGGACCCACCUUGGUUAAAGAAGGUUUUGCAGAAGAACGAACGAUAGCACUUGAUAUAUGUGAAGACGAAAUUAAAAGGGGACAUUUCGAUGCGGAAUAGUAACUUCUAAUUUCAAUUCAAUUCAAUUUGGUAAUAAUCUUCGGUACAAGAGAAUUUUUUUGAAACAAAACUGGCAUCACAAACUGGACAGCAAGGUGCCUCUUGUUCAAAUUCGCUAGUAAAGUUUACAAAUAUUGUUGUAGCUGAUCUGUGAGUUCCUUUAUUUUUCUGGAGCGUUUCCUUUUUAGUAUGCGAUUGAUUUGAAACUUCGGCAUACGGUUUUCCUUCGCAAACCCUUUCAAUCUUUUCCUUGUUACGUUUCAGUUCUUUCUGUUCGGUUUCAAACUUUUCUCGUACAUUUUUUACUCCUGCUUUUAACGAAGCGAUUUUUCGUUCAUUAGUUGAGAUGCUUUUCGUAAAGAACGUCCCUUUUUGUUCUUCUCUGUUCUGUAUCGAUGUCAUUUCAAGUUCAUGUGCAUGUAUAUGUUCUUCAAAUGGAAUGGCAAAGCUAUGUUCACGCUUUUCUUUUAAUGCAGCUCUUUUUUCCAAUAAAGUCGACGUUUCAGAUUUAAUUUUUUGAACAGUGAAAUAAUUUUGUUGAAGUAUUCUAUACUCGUUAUCACGCUUAGUUUGGAGCUGUUCCUUUUGAGCAAUCUGUUCUUCGAGAUCUUCUAACUGGCGACUCGCAUGUCCUUCAUCAAAUUCGCCCCUUUUUUGUCAGGUCAUCUUCAAACUUCUUCAUUUUUAUGACUGAUUCCAAUUGAGAAUGAGAAUGCGAUAAACGUCCCAAUUUACAUUUUGUCUCUCCAAGUUUAAUAUUCGUUUCAGUGAGAAGUUUCCAUUUCGAAGACGAAUUUUCUUCAGCUGCUACUAAUUUAGAUCGAAUUCUAUCAAUGUUGGACUGCAGGCGUCCCUCCUUUUCGCCCAUGCUCUUUUUUUGAUUGAUUAUCAUCUUUUCUUUGGUACUUUAUUCGUUAUUUAGUUUAUCGAUUAUGUUAUAAACGGACUCAGACUCGCAUUCGAGAUCAAAUUUAACUUUAGCUUUUUUCUCUUUUAACUCUGUAAAUUUUUCUCUUUAAGUGGUGGCCCUUUUCCUGCUUCAGUUGGCCCAAUGUAACUUGUUCAUCUUGAAUAAUAAUAGUUAUUUCCUCGACUUUUGCUUCGAUAGCUGACUUUUUGCUUUCAAUUUUUAAUUUUUUUCUGUUUCCUUCGUCUUUGAAGUUAUCGAAGUUUUUCGUUAUCUAAUUCUUCAUCCGUACCACUAAAUUCUUCUUGGAUAUGUUGUGCUGGGGCAGAUUGCUGAUCCAUAACACCUGAAAUAGAUAACAUAGACAAUUUGUUAAAUUAAGAAACAAGGAAGUCAAUGGUAAAGACAAUUUUAUUGGCCAAGACUGUUUUAUUGAUUUUUACUUGAUCUGUGAACAAUUACCAGCUAAACAAAAGUAUUUUUAGUUUAAUUUUAAUACACUAGAGUGUAUUAUAUUCUCUACUGUGUACUCUCUAAGAGUGUACUCUUAGAGAUUUUAUUUUACUCAAUAGUAUUUGAGUCCAUCAACUGCAAUGCCCGUCAAACUUGGGUAACUAAAUUUGAUAAAAAUGUUUAAUUAAUUAAUUAAACUCAAACUAAUUUGCAAAAAAUAUUAAUUUUAAUCUACACUUUAGCCUACUAAGAAUAUACUUCAGGAUUUUACUGUAUAAAAGUACUAACGUUCGGCACCCCAUUCUUCUAUAGAAAUGUAUAUAAACUAUAUAUGUAUUUGUAACUUCUUCAAUGCAAUUGGGGUAAGUCGAUUGAAAAAUACAAAUAAAAAUAGCUAUGACUUGUUACAUUACAUAUUACUAUAAAUCGCUAUAAGUAAUGAAAUAAAUCCAAUUGUUUUAUGUUAUUGUAUUUA